AUGAGUAUUGAUAAUCAAGCACUGACUGCUUUGAAAAAUAGUGGUCAAGAAGUUAAAAAUAAUACUAACCAAACAAGUGAAUUAUCGAAAGAAGAAAAGUUAAGAAAGCGUAGGGAACAGUUAGAAUUAUGGAGGCAAAAAAAGCAACAACAGCAACAAGAACAAGAAGAGGUACAGAAUAAGGCCAAGAAAACAGAAGAUAGUACCAACAAUACUAGUACUGAAGAAGUUAAAAAGUCCCGUCAACAAAGAAUAGAAGAAUGGAAACGAGCAAGAUUACAAAAACAACAGGCAACCAAAGAGAAAACCACAACUAUUACAAUUAAGAAAAAAGUUCAUCUGCAAACAACUAGACCAACUCUUAAACGAAAUUUAGAUUUUGGAGAUGAUGAAGAUGAUAGGAAAAAUUCACAUAGACCUGUCUUUAAAAAACCAAGUUUAGAGUAUGAUGAAAUACUGGAACAUCAAAACGAUAAAGAGUCUGAAGAUGAACUAGAUGUUUUUCUUGCCUCAAUUCGUGAGUCUGAAUUGAAGUCUGAUAAUACAAAAGCCGAAAAAGCUAUUGAAAGUAUACCGGAAGGAGAUGUGGAGAACGAGAAAGAGAAUGAUGACUAUGGCGGCGACGGCGAUGAGGAGGAUGAACUGGACGAAGAAUCAAGAUUACAAGAUUUAAUUUCUACAAAAUUGACAAAACUUCAAAACAAAGGUAAAGAAUUACAGUCAAUUGACCAUUCACAAGAAAAUUACCAAGAGUUUCGUAAAGUUUUCUAUCGUGAAGCUUAUGAAUUACUGGCUCUACUGGAUGAACAGGUAGAACUAAUUAGACAAGAUCUUGAUAAUAUAAAAGUAAAAGGUACAGAUGUACCGCGACCAAUACUAAAAUGGAGUCAUUUAGCAUUACCAACGAAUCUAUCGUCGGUUAUUCAUGAUAAAUUAAAGUUUGAGAAACCAUCUGCAAUUCAAAGUCAAGCAUUGCCCACAAUUUUGUCUGGUCGUGAUGUGAUCGGAAUUGCCAAAACAGGGUCAGGGAAAACAUUAUCUUAUGUAUUACCAAUGCUUAGACAUAUACAGGAUCAACAGUUUCUGAAAGAUAACCAAGGUCCCAUUGGUCUAAUAUUAAGUCCUACUCGUGAGUUGGCGUUACAAAUUGAAAAAGAAAUAUUAAACUUUACCAAAAGGAAUAAUAAUCUAAGGGUAUGUUGUUGUUAUGGGGGUAGCUCCAUUGAAAAUCAAAUUAACGAGUUGAAAAAAGGGGUUGAAAUAAUCGUCGGUACUCCAGGUCGAGUCAUUGAUUUGUUGGCAGCUAAUUCUGGAAGAGUCCUAAACCUCAAGAGAUGUACAUUUGUGGUAUUAGAUGAAGCCGAUAGAAUGUUUGAUUUGGGAUUUGAGCCACAAGUCAAUAAAAUAUUAACGCAAAUCAGACCGGAUAGACAAACGGUAUUAUUUUCGGCGACAUUCCCAAGGAAAAUGGAAACGUUGGCCAAACAGAUUUUAACGGAUCCGGUUGUAAUAAUUGUGGGUGGUAUCAGUGUGGUUGCUCCUGAAAUUAAACAAGAAGUUGUUUUGUUUGAGACUUCAGCUGAAGAGCAGGAUAAAUACAAACAACAGCGUGUGGAGAAGUUGCAUGAUAUAUUAACAAAUUAUCAAAUAGAACAUCCUGACUCUAAGAUUCUAGUAUUUACUGAAAAGCAAAAUGAUGCUGAUGAGUUAGUUGCUAAUUUAUUAUCAAACAAAUAUCCUGCUAUUGCUAUUCAUGGUGGCAAGGAUCAAAUGGAUAGAAAGUAUGCCAUUAAAGAAUUUGCUAGUAUGGACAGUGGAAUUAAUAUUUUGAUUGCCACUUCUAUAGCUGCCAGGGGAUUAGAUGUAAGAAAUCUUGGGUUGGUUAUUAAUUUUGACCCACCAAAUCAUAUGGAAGAUUACGUUCAUCGAGUUGGUCGAACAGGCAGAGCUGGUGCAAAGGGAAACGCUAUAACGUUUGUUAGUUCUAGUCAACCAAAAGAGGUUUUCAAUUUAGUAAAGGCAUUAAAAUUGAGUCAUUCUGAUAUUGAUCCUAAACUAGAAGAAAUAGCUAACAAGUUUGUCACCAAAGUUAAAGCAGGUAAAGAAAAGAUUAGUUCCGGUUUUGGUGGCAAAGGCUUAGAUAAUUUACAAGAAGUUAGAGAUAACAAGUUGAAAUUAGAAAAACAAAGAUUUGGUGAUCAACAACCACAACGCCAACAAGAGGAAACGGAGACGAAAAAACUGAAUGAUGAACCUGUUCCAGAUAUCGCUUUACCUGAAUUCAAUAUCAUUGAAGGUAACACUCCAGAAACUUCGGGUCCAGACAAAUGUAAAUUUUAUUGUCGAAUUGUUAUUAAUGAUUUACCUCAAAAAGUGAGAUGGAAUAUAGUACAACGAGAGAGUUUAUCCAAGAUCAUUGAUGAGUCAAGAACCUCUAUAACAACAAGAGGUCAGUACUAUCCACCAGGUUCAAAACCAUUAUCCAAUGAUCAAGAAAGAAAUGGCAGUUUAGCAAAAUUGUAUUUGUUAGUUGAGGGGUUGACUUUGCAAUCAGUUACCGAGGCUAUUACGUUGAUCAAAAAAAAAAUGUUGGAAAGUUUGGAUAUUUUGAACCAAAGAGAAAACUUACAACCAACAGGAAGAUAUGUUGUAUGA
Molecule: messenger RNA, 2655 nt
Organism: Candida albicans SC5314
Lineage: Eukaryota; Fungi; Ascomycota; Pichiomycetes; Serinales; Debaryomycetaceae
Gene: PRP5
Product: DEAD-box RNA helicase
Exons: 1
Coding region: 1-2655 (884 amino acids)
Molecular function (GO): ATP binding; RNA binding; RNA helicase activity
Source: RefSeq, a predicted model, not a curated record